Molecule: messenger RNA, 2407 nt
Organism: Populus nigra (black poplar)
Lineage: Eukaryota; Viridiplantae; Streptophyta; Magnoliopsida; Malpighiales; Salicaceae
Product: cysteine-rich receptor-like protein kinase 10
Exons: 7
Coding region: 112-2103 (663 amino acids)
Biological process (GO): protein phosphorylation
Molecular function (GO): ATP binding; protein kinase activity
Source: RefSeq, a predicted model, not a curated record
ACACUGUUAAUUGACGAGUGUAAAAUGCAUGAUUGUCUUUCCUUGUUUAAUGAAUUCAUCAGCUCUCCAUCCACUACAAAUCUAAUUUAGUGUCUUGAGGAAGAGAGAGCAAUGGUGCCCAUGGAUUUUUUAAGACAAACAAAGUUGUUGUCAUUUGGUUACUUCAUUGUGCACCUAGUUUCUCUAACCAUAGCUCAACCUCAGGUCUUCUUGUCUUAUAGCUGUCAAAAUGAUGUAGGUAACUACACUACCAACAGCAAUUUCCAUAGAAACCUCAGGAGUCUCCUGUCUUCCCUGGAUUCCAAUACCCAAAUCGAUCAAGGAUUUUACAAUACAUCUGUUGGCCAAACUGGUCCUGAACAAGUAAAUGCAAUCGCACUUUGCAGAGGAGAUGUUGAUGUAAACGAAUGUCGAAGUUGUAUUGGAAUAACUGCGGGUAAGAUCUUACAGGUUUGUCCUAACCAGAAAGAGGCAAUGGUAGUUUAUAUUACCUGCAUGUUACGAUACUCAAACAGAUCCAUAUUUGGUGUCAUGGAAGACCGUCCACUAUCCCACUUUAACAACAGGGACAGUGUCACAGAUGUGGAUCAGUUCAAUCAGGUUCUUUUAACAUUAGUAAGAAGACUUAGAAGCACAGCUGCAUCAGGGAACUCUCUUCGAAAGUUUGCUACAGGAACUGAAUUAAUAGCCGGAUUUGGUACGUUAUAUGGACUUGUUCAAUGCACGCCUGAUUUAUCUAAGCAGCAAUGUGAUUAUUGCCUCGCUGGGGCUUUUCGGGAGAUUGCAGUAUGUUGUGGUGGAAAACAAGGAGCCAUAAUUAUAACACCAAGCUGCAAUAUCAGGUUUGAAGUCUACCCUUUCUUUGGAGAUACUCCUGCCACACUACAGUCUCCAACACCGCCAUCACCAAAAGCACCAUCAGCGCCUCCUCCUCCACCAGCAGACGGAAAGAAGAGCAACAAAGCACGAACUACCAUUAUCAUAGUUGUUCCAAUAGGCGUUGUAAUACUUAUUUUUUGCAUCUGCAUCUUUUUAAAAAUCCAGAAGCCAAAGGAAGCAGUACAAACUGUGGAUGAAAUAAUAACAGCAGAAUCCUUGCAAUUCGACUUCGGUACUAUUAGAGCUGCAACAGAUAACUUUUCUGAGGAAAAUAAGCUUGGACAAGGUGGAUUUGGUUCUGUUUACAAGGGUACUCUUUCCAAUGGACAAGAGGUAGCAGUCAAAAGACUUUCCAAGGAUUCUGGACAAGGAGAUUUAGAAUUUAAAAAUGAAGUCGUGUUGGUUGCCAAGCUACAACACCGGAAUUUAGUUAGACUUCAAGGAUUUUGCUUGCAAGGAAUCGAAAGGCUUCUUAUCUACGAGUUUGUGCCUAAUGCCAGCCUUGAUCACUUCAUAUUCAAUCAAGUGAGGCGAGAACAGUUGGACUGGGAAACGCGUUACAAGAUCAUUGGAGGCAUUGCUCGUGGACUUCUUUACCUUCAUGAGGACUCUCGCCUUCGAAUCAUCCAUCGCGAUCUCAAAGCUAGCAACAUUUUAUUGGAUGCAGACAUGAAUCCUAGAAUUUCCGAUUUCGGGAUGGCAAGAUUGUUCGUGAUGGAUGAAACUCAAGGCAAUACAAGUAGAAUCGUGGGGACAUAUGGCUACAUGGCUCCAGAGUAUGCGAUGCAUGGACGAUUCUCAGUGAAAUCAGACGUGUUUAGUUUCGGCGUGCUAAUCUUGGAGAUUGUGAGUGGUCAGAAAAACAAAUGUUUUCGUAAUGGUGAAACCGUAGAGGAUUUAUUGAGCUAUGCAUGGAGAAAUUGGAGGGAAGGCACAGGUUUGAAUGUUAUAGACCCUGCUUUGAGCACUGGUUCAAGAACUGAAAUGACGAGAUGCAUCCAUAUUGGUUUACUGUGUGUUCAAGAAAAUAUAGCUGAUAGACCAACCAUGGCUUCGAUUGUUCUAAUGCUAAGCAGCUAUUCUCUUACUCUGCCAGUACCUUCUCAACCAGCAUUUUUUAUGAACAGCAGCACAUAUCAAUCAGACAUAUCAUCGUCAAUGGACUACAAUUCAAGGGUGACUCAUUCCUCAGAGGCCAAAACAGCUCUCAUUGUCAGCAAAUGAGGCAUCAAUUACUGAGUUAUACCCUCGUUAAUAAUGGUCUAGGAAGAUCACAACCAUAUGUUUAAGAAAUAGUGUUUUACACACACAUUCUUGUGAUGCCCGCGUCAUUCGUUAAGAACUCAAAUAUAGUUUUCACUUUUGGUAGAAUGAAUUUCUAUUUAUUUUGUGGUUUUGACAUCAUGAAAUACUUAUAAGUUGGAUUUACAAUAUUCUUGUAAAGGGGUAACUUGUCUAAAGUUUAUUUGAACUCAAUACCUUUUAUUGAUUCUUGUGUUCAAUAAAACAAAUUUAGUGGUGUGAAGGA